Glossina fuscipes is the source of this 801-nucleotide messenger RNA. RefSeq names its product mast cell protease 1A-like. The transcript has 4 exons. Gene Ontology annotation, molecular function: serine-type endopeptidase activity. Gene Ontology annotation, biological process: proteolysis. The record is from RefSeq and is a predicted model, not a curated record. Bases 1 to 801 code for a protein of 266 amino acids. NCBI's taxonomy places the organism in Eukaryota, Metazoa, Arthropoda, Insecta, Diptera, Glossinidae.
AUGGCGAAUAAUUUUACGAUGAAAACCGUAGCAGAAGUUAUUGAUUGUGAAUAUAAUAAAACUAUUGAUUAUGCUGAUAAUUAUGCGACCGGUAAUGCUGUGAGUUAUGAAGAUCCUACCGAAGACUACGGCACGACUUUUUAUUAUAAGACAGAUCAUAGCAAUGAAGCAAUAGUACAAAAUAUCUUUGACCCUGAAGGCGAUUAUAUAUUCUUGGCGUCAAAUGAUAAUGAGACUGACGAUUCGGACGGCUAUGAGGAUUUUAGUAAAUAUGUUGUGUCCAUAAGAUUGAAUCAAACAUAUCACUGCGUUGGUUGCAUAAUACGUGCGGAUUUAGUAUUAACCGCCGCUCAUUGUUUUCAUUCUAAGAGUGGUGAUAUGUCGCAAAAGCUUAUUGGGGUUGAUGUUGUGGCCGGGCAAAGGCGACGUUUAUGGGUAACGAGCUCAACGCAAACACGAAAAGCAAAACGUGCUAUUUUAAACGAUUGUUGGAAUGGUCUGUAUAGCUAUUGCGAUAUCGCUUUAGUUGAACUUGACAAAGAAUUCACUCUAUAUGAUGAUUUAGUCUGGCCGUUAAAUUUACCAAAAAAGCAAGCACUUCCACAUACUUCAUGUUCAACGUGUGGCUGGGGCAGUUUUUAUAUUAAUGGACCUCAAGUUGAUGAAAUUUUAUGCACCGAUUAUUUGAUCACACCAUGUGGAGAAGAUCCUGGCGUAAUUUGUGCAAGUCCCCUAAAUACUAUGAAAAAUUGGACAGGAUUAUGCGAUUCCGGUGCUCCUCUAAUAUGCAAUGGUAUAUAA